AUGCCCUCAAGGACCAUUUUCCUCGUGGGCGCACCCACAUUUUCGAGCUUACAGUGGGAUGAAAAUGACCUGUUUAAGGAACCUGUCUAUCCGUUUGAAGGCCCCAACACACGCAACGAGACAUCUCAGCUGUAUUCGGAUAUCAACCCAGUGAAAUGGAGGAUGUUGCAUGGAUUUGCAGCUCCAGAUACCCCUCUCAACGUGAACCCGCUGGGACUGACUGAGGGAGCUAAAUUUUUUACGGUCCAUGACCUUGCAAUGUCACUAGGCCCGCAAGCAACUGGACCUGAGGAUUCGAGACUAUCCCAAUUCUACGACCGCUCCUUCACAAUUCAUGAAACCUCUGAGAUUUUUGCACCAGGCGCUCUCUCGGGAGACUCCACCCUAGACAGCGGUCUAUGGACUGAAAGCAUAGAUACUUCGAUUGCAACCAACGACGAGGGGGAAGUCUCGGCAGUGCGGCCACAUAUCCAAGGCGGCGUCACAAAUUUGCAAGAUAUACCUAAUGCAGAGUAUUUAAAUUCCAUCGUGCCGCAAACCAUGUCGGUGAACCUGAUUGUUGCAAUCAUUGCUAUCCGGCCCCCUCGUCGUAUUGUGACAAGGCAGUGGAAGAGGGAUCUAGAACUGGUUGAGGUAGUGGUAGGAGAUGAGACGAAAUCUGGGUUUGGGGUUACGUUCUGGCUUCCUCCGUCGGACGACAAGGCAGACACUCGCGAAUGCGGCGAUGUAGCCGGGGAGCACCUUCGAAAGUCGCUGAUGCUACUUCGACCACGAGACAUUGUUCUGUUACGCACAGUGGGACUGAGCUGUUUUCGGGACCGGGUACAUGGGCAGAGUCUGCGGAGGGGGUUUACCAAGAUCGACCUGCUGCACCGACAACAAGUGGACGCAACUGACACAGGCGGGAUUUACAAACUGCGGGACAUCCUGAACCACGCGGUCAAGCAUGAUGAUCUGCCGCUGGUGAAGGUGCGCAAAGUACACGAGUGGAUCAGACGAUUUGUUCCGGAUCUAGCAGGCGGUGGUAGGAAGACGCGCAGAGCUGAGACUUUACCUCCUGAUUCACAGUAG
Molecule: messenger RNA, 1071 nt
Organism: Aspergillus versicolor CBS 583.65
Lineage: Eukaryota; Fungi; Ascomycota; Eurotiomycetes; Eurotiales; Aspergillaceae
Exons: 1
Coding region: 1-1071 (356 amino acids)
Source: RefSeq, a predicted model, not a curated record